AUGUUCGUUCUUUAUGAAGACCCACUAGCUUGGGCUAGACCGUUCCCUACAAACCCUUCCACGCCUCUCCAGGCUCAUUGGCAUGAAGUGCUCGGUCUGUUUUUAUUCUACUGUGCCAUUCAGGCUGUAUCUCCCUGGGUUUCCACCGCGUUGGUUGGAAAAUCUUACACUGGCUUGAACCACAAGACAAAGCUCAACUUUGACAUACACGUGGUCUCAAUGGUCCAGUGCAUCAUCCUGGUGGUCACCUUGGUGCCAGCCUGGGGAAAUGAGCAUUUCCAGAACCGUGCAACGGACCCUUAUGCGUCCAUCUUUGGCUACAACGCCUACUCUGGUUUUGUGCUGGCCAUUACCAUUGGCUACUUCGUCUGGGACUUGAUCGUAUGCUUGUUGUACAUUCGCCUCUUUGGCGCUGGUUUCCUCUUGCAUGCUUUUGCUGCCUUGUACGUGUUCACCGUGGCCCUCGUGAAACCAUAUUGCAUGCCGUGGAUGCCGGCCUUCUUGCUUUUUGAGUUGAGCACUCCUUUCGUCAACGUCAACUGGUUCUCCUCCAGGCUCCCGGCCGGCACUGUCCCCGAUAAGGUUGUUCUCGUGAACGGCGUUCUCUUGCUUGUCACCUUCUUCCUGGUCAGAAUCCUCUGGGGCUUCUACGCCGUCGGGCUCGUGGCCUACGACAUGUACCGCGUGGCACACAUGGCGUCUGUUUUCUGGCCCAUUUCGAUUCUCGUGCUCAACUUCUCCUUGGACGUUUUGAACGUGUACUGGUUCAUGAAGAUGGUGGCCAUUGCGAAGAAGAAGGCCAAGGGCGCCAAGACGCGGCCAGUGGUCAAGGAGGCCGCUAAAUACGAGUGA
Messenger RNA from Candidozyma duobushaemuli, 852 nucleotides. RefSeq lists its product as uncharacterized. NCBI's taxonomy places the organism in Eukaryota, Fungi, Ascomycota, Pichiomycetes, Serinales, Metschnikowiaceae. The coding region runs from base 1 to 852 and encodes 283 amino acids. Gene Ontology annotation, cellular component: endoplasmic reticulum; membrane. Gene Ontology annotation, biological process: lipid homeostasis. The transcript has a single exon. The record is from RefSeq and is a predicted model, not a curated record.